Coffea eugenioides is the source of this 920-nucleotide messenger RNA. Its product is annotated as cysteine-rich repeat secretory protein 55-like. Lineage: Eukaryota; Viridiplantae; Streptophyta; Magnoliopsida; Gentianales; Rubiaceae. The record is from RefSeq and is a predicted model, not a curated record. The transcript has a single exon. The coding region runs from base 57 to 845 and encodes 262 amino acids.
ACCUGCUGGAGAGUGGACACCCAACUUGACAUUCAGUUACAUAUCAUCAACUCAUCAUGGCUUCCUUUCAUAAGCUUCUUCUCUUAUUAACAGCACUUUUCAUCUGCACAGCUGAAUCCGCAGAGCUUUGGAGUCAGUUUUGCAAUGACAAUUCUCCAAUAAACAGCCCCCAGUUGUCAGCAAACAUCGAUAGCUUGUUGGCUGAAUUGGUAUCAGGAACUGUCCUGAAUGGUUUCAGCACCAGCUCCUAUGGCAAAGCCAAAGACCAAGUCUUUGGCCUGGGACAAUGCAGAGGAGAUGUGAGCAACGAAGAUUGCUCGAGCUGCAUCAAAGAUGCAUCGAAACAAAUUCGCAAACUUUGCCCGACUCAAGCUGAUGCUCGAAUUUGGUAUGAUUACUGUUUUCUAAGAUAUGACACCGAGAAAUUCUUCGGGCGCGUUGAUACAUCAAUCGGGAUAUUCUUCUACAAUGUUGAGAAUGUAACCGAUCCUGACUCUUUCAACAAAGAACUCGGAAAUUUGUCGGAUAAGAUCAGCUCAGAGGCUGUUGCCCCUGGAAACAACGGGCUAGGGAGAGGAAAGAAAGAGUUGUCACCAUUUUUGACUCUAUAUGAAUUGGUUCAAUGCACAAGGGACCUCUCGCAGCUUUCUUGCGAACAGUGCUUGGCCAUAGCAAUCGGGGAAUUCCCCACCUUCUGCAAUAACAAGAAAGGAUGCCGAGUUCUCUACAGCAGCUGCAUCGUCCGUUAUGAGUUAUAUCCGUUUUUCUUCCCUCUCGACCCAAAAGAGACCUUAGUCAAUAUGCCCAUGAAGUACUACCACUCGUCCACAGUUAUUAAGCCUUAAACGCAUAACAUAUGCUUAUUAUACAGAUUCAGUUCUUCACUGAAUUUUAUGCUCAGUAAUACUCAGUUUCUGUUC